Messenger RNA from Vombatus ursinus (common wombat), 957 nucleotides. Its product is annotated as olfactory receptor 14A2-like. The record is from RefSeq and is a predicted model, not a curated record. Gene Ontology annotation, biological process: G protein-coupled receptor signaling pathway. The transcript has a single exon. Bases 1 to 957 code for a protein of 318 amino acids. Gene Ontology annotation, cellular component: membrane. Gene Ontology annotation, molecular function: G protein-coupled receptor activity; odorant binding; olfactory receptor activity. Lineage: Eukaryota; Metazoa; Chordata; Mammalia; Diprotodontia; Vombatidae.
AUGGCCAAUCUCACUGUGGUGACAGGAUCCCUCCUCAUGGGCUUUUCCAACAUCUGGGAGCUACAGGUCUUACAUGCAAUAUUCUUCUUGCUGAUCUACCUAGUGGCUAUAAUGGGGAAUAUUCUUAUUUUCACCCUCAUUUCUCUUGAUGGGAAACUCCAUACUCCUAUGUACUUCUUCCUGAAGAACCUCUCCUUUUUAGACCUCUGCCUUCUUUCCACCACAAUCCCCAAAUCAAUUGCUAACUCUCUAACUCGCACCUGCUACAUCUCUUUUUGGGGGUGUGUCUCCCAGCUCUUUUUAAUGGUGUUAUUCGUAGCAUCAGAGCUUUUUCUCCUCACAAUGAUGUCCUGUGACCGCUAUGUGGCCAUUUGUCAGCCCCUUCACUAUGAGCUCAUCAUGACUAGAGGGGCUUGUGUGAAGAUGGCAGCUGCUUCCUGGCUCACUGGAGGCUUGUUUGGGGCCCUGUACUCAACUAGUGUAUUCACUUUGCCCUUCUGUGGCUCCAAGGAGAUCCACCAGUUCUUCUGUGAUGUCCCUCCCUUGCUCAAGAUCUCCUGCUCUGAAACACACCUUGCACUUGAUGUCAGUGUGGCUUUUGGGAUUGGUAAAAUGGUUUUCUGCUCUAUUUACAUCACAAUCUCUUACAGUCAUAUCUUCUCAACUGUCCUGAAGAUUCCAACCAGAGAGGGUAGGUCAAAAGCCUUCUCCACUUGCCUGCCCCACCUCAUUGUUCUCAUGGUUUUUACCACCACAGCUGUCAUUGCUUAUCUACAGCCACCCCAGGAAUCUGACUCACUUCUAGAUCUGUUGUUGCCCAUGUUCUAUACAGUGCUGCCCCCAACCAUGAACCCAUUCAUCUAUAGUCUGAGGAACAAGGACAUGAAGACUGCUUUGAUGAAACUCAUAGCCUGGGAAUACUUCUCAAAGGGAUUAAUACCAAAAUCUUUUCCAUGA